Meloidogyne enterolobii is the source of this 279-nucleotide messenger RNA. NCBI's taxonomy places the organism in Eukaryota, Metazoa, Nematoda, Chromadorea, Rhabditida, Meloidogynidae. The record is from the annotation of a GenBank genome assembly.
UGGGAACAGGAGUAUAGGAUAGGAGUCGAUUUUUGGUUAGAUUGUUUCUGCGUUUUUAAGGUUUCUGAUUUUUUUUUGAUGGCUUCUUCCGAGGGUUUUUUUUAUAUUUUUGGAGCUUCCAGAUUCUUUUGGUUUUUUCUAAUUUUCAUUUCUGCUUUUUCCUUUUCAUGUACACAGACUAAUUCCCAAUAUAUUCAGAGUCAGGAUCUUUUUCAAAUCGUUACUGUAAACUUAAAAAUACAUACUUGUGGCACAAUUUUAUUUGAUUUUAAUUUAUAA